This is a messenger RNA of Chara braunii, 3155 nucleotides long. The record is from the annotation of a GenBank genome assembly. Lineage: Eukaryota; Viridiplantae; Streptophyta; Charophyceae; Charales; Characeae.
GAGAUUUUCAAGGAUUUGGAGGGAGCCUUUGUUGGAAGUAGAAAGGAAGUUCGAGGAGGACUCACGGUUUCUGGGGACGCCACUGAUGUCUAGGACACACCUUAUAGAGAUCCGAUUUUGGGAUCGAACGGGAGAAUACGAGGAGGCUUUGCGCCAAACUCUGAGAGGGGACAGAGAGGUCGGUCGUAUUAGGUGUGAGGAUUCACUGGUAGAGGCCACCGCGAGGUUGGAAGGCGUGAGGGAUCUGAUUAGGAGAUGUGCGCAAGAAGGGAUUAGGGUCAUUUCGGACCUUGAAAUCGCAAAUCUUGCGUUGGCCGCUAGCGAGGAGAAGAAGCUGAGAGAUUCUUGGUGGAUGGUGACCAGUGAGGAAUCAGAAGGAGAAGGGGCUGACGAGGAUUCGAGUGAGGAGAAGGGGGGAUCGGAGGAGGAGAAGAACUCAGGAAGUAACGGAGACAGUGGGGUAGCGGAAGCCGCGAGGGGCGUUUCGGUGGAGUCCUGGUGGGCUGACCUAAUGGAUGCGAAAGCAAGGUUAGAGGGAACACGGGAUUUUCCCAGAGAUAGACAGGGGUAUCGACCACUUAGGGGGGAGGAAGAAGAGUGUCGGGACAGGAGAGACUUGCGAGAGGGGGGGUCAGCCGAGGCCGACGGACGGACGAGGAGAUGGGUCGAAAGGAUUCCGGAGGCCGUCACCAGUGAGAGACAGGCAUUAAUGGGACCAAGGACUGGCACAGAGAGGCGAAUGCCUGCGUGGGAAGGGACGAUCGAGGGCUCGAGGGGCCUUCCUAUAGAACACUGGUGGGGGGAUUUACCGGACGCAAGAAUGGGAGAAGCCCUGGAAUUACCAAGAGAUAGGGGGGGGUACCGACCACUCCGGAGAGAAGAGGAAGGGGGACCAAGUAAAAGCGGGCUUAGAGACGAAAGGCCGGCGGAGGCUGGUAGCAGGGAACGUACAUGGGCCGUGAGAGAAGUGGAUGCUGCAUGGGCACCUGGAGAGAUAACGGGUAGAAGUCAGGGGAUAGAGGCCCGGAGAGGCUUUGGAGGGCAGGACCACGCUCGGUGGGAUGCGGAUUGGCUGGAUGAGCGGGGCCGCUACGAGGAAGACCCCUGGGAGCCGUCAAGACCUCGAGGCCGUUUAGAGGAGCCCGAUCCUUUGUGGUACAAGCCAUACGAUCCGGCAAUCAAUGGACCGAUGGAAGGUCCCUAUUUUCGUCGAUAUGACGACCGGCGGAUGCCCUAUUAUGAUGUCAACCUGGGUCCAGAGGCGCUUUUUUUCGAUGGACGAAAUGUGACCAGGUUCGUAGAGAAAUGGGAAAGCUACGCUUACCGCAAGAGAUUCUCCGAGAGGGAGUGGAUUGAUUAUUUCAUCCAGCACUCGGAUCCCGAGUUAGACACCGCGAUCCGAGCUAUCUACCCUUCCGACGGACGAUGGAGGACCUUCAGGGCAAGCCUAUUGCAGACUUUCGCCUGUGAUGACCUGAUCCCGACCGUGGAGGGCUUGAGACGUAUUACAAGGGGGGAAAGGGAGAGUUUGGUAGCCUUUACCCGUAGGUUCAAGCGUCUGUCCCAAGCCCUAGUGGAUAGGGGCAUGCUAUCCGAGGUAGACAAGUGCGUAAUGUUCAUGCUGCAUCUACCCGAGGAAAAGAGGAAGGAGGUCCUUGAGAAGGCCCUGAGGGAUUCUGCAAAUUUCAAGAAAGUUGCAGAAGUGGUUUUCACAGGAGGAGGGGUAGACGUGAGGGAGUACAUGAAAGAAACCUUGGACAUGGCUCUCCGCAACAUGAGAGAGGAUGCUAGGGAUGGAAGGUGGGGAGACACCUCUCAAGCAAGGGCUUUUAGACCGCGACCGGAGGUUAGGGCGCCACCGCCGCCAGCACCACCACCACCGGCUCCGCCUGCGCCCAUAGCGACGACAGCGCAAGGGGGUCCACGCCCCAACAUUCCCCAAGCUCGGAGCGGGUGUGUCUACUGCAAUGAAGAAAAUCACAUCAAGAGGGAUUGCCCCUAUCUCACGGAGGCUUUAAGAAUGGGAGUGGUCAAGCUAAAUGAGAACAAGUGGGUUGUGUGGGGAGAUAGCGGAGAGGCGGUCUCCUUCUAUCCAUCGAUGAAGGUGAACGUGGACAAGAGGGUGGCCCUUCAAGAGGCUAGGCUAGGAAAGAAACCGGAGGCCAGGGGCUCCUCCAGCGCGGCUCACAUCCAAAUGGUGGAGUCACCCGGAGGGUUGUCCAUUAGGGAACCCCAAGUAUCGAGCAUCAAGUUCAUAGAUACACAGGCCGAGGAGGAGACGCCCUGCCUAAGGGUGAGGACGCAGGCCGGGGCUGAGACAUCUGAAAACCAAGCAAGCGUGACGGAAAGUACGGAGGUAAAAAGCGGCGACAAUGACCAGCCAAUGGUCGAUGCGAAAGUAGCGGAGGAAAAGAAGGAAGAGCCCACCUCGCCAAAAUCACCUAAGAAAAGGGGGUCCAAAAAGUUUGAAAUGAAGUGCACUCUGGACGAGAUAGACACGGUAGCGCCUCUUAGGAGAACUCUGAUGCAGCCCAUGCAGUGCACACUUUUGGAAUAUCUAGCCACAAGCAAAAGUGUCAGAGAGGAGCUCCUAAGCAUCACUAGGAAGGUUAGAGUCCCGAUCGUGUGGGGAUCCACGGUGCCGGUGGAAGGCCCAGCCAAGGAGGACGUGCAGGCUUCCCGCAUCACCCUGGAGAAACUGUCUGCCAACUUCUUCUCGGGAGAAGAGGCCAAGAGGUUCUAUGUGCUAGGUAGCGGCCAGCUCCAGGCGGUAGUGAGUGGGGAAAAGAUGAGGGCUCUAGUAGACAAUGGGUCCGAGUCUAUGGUAUGCAGGGACUCCAUCACGCUAGAGUUGGGCUUGGAGAUAGAUCGAGGGGUGUCGAUGUCAAUGGUAGUGGCCGAUAACAAGCUGCAACCAGCCGAAGGGGUGUGUCAUAGUCCCGUAAUUGAGGUCGCUGGUGUAGAGGCCACGGUUCCGAUUUUUUCGGUGAAAGAAUGCUCCUCCGAAUUGAUCCUCGGAAGGACCUGGUUGAGCGCGGUACAGGCAACCACAGUUGAUUUGCGCGUGCGGGCGCACACUUAAAUAUAAUAUCUGGUCUGGGCGCGCACUUAAAAAUAAUAUCUCAUGCUCAAUCUGUUGGUCAAAUGACAAUCGA